CACUCUACAUACCCCAGGAAUGACCAGUUCCCUAGCAUUCUGAUAGACAGGGGAGGGCCAGCUUCACCCACCACCCUUUCUAUCUGCCCUCCCUUACCUAGGCUUCACUAUGUCCCGGUGAACUUCUAGGAUUUUCCGAGCUCACAGAUGAUUUCUCCCGAUCAACCCAGGAAGACAGGGACUUGAGAAGGAUGAGACUCGAACCUGGGUUCCCCUCCUCAACCCUACACACCCACGUUUCUGCCAGCCCUUUCUCUCUGCUGGUGGCUGGGCCGCUGUCCGAGCCCCGCCUCUUGGGUUCGCACGCGGCCCCCGCCUGACCCGGCGCCCAGGGGCGGAGUAGGGCGGGGCGGGCGGCAAACGCAGCACUUUCGCGGCUUUGACAAGCCCGCAGCGGCCCGGCUGGAACGCUGAGCCCGGCCGAGACUGCGCCAUGCAGGAAGCGCCAGCUGCGCUGCCCACGGAGCCAGGCCCCAGCCCGGUACCUGCCUUCCUCGGCAAGCUAUGGGCCCUGGUGGGCGACCCAGGCACAGACCACCUCAUCCGCUGGAGCCCGGUGAGGGCUGGGGCCCCUCAAUUCCCUCAGUGGUCCCCGGGGUCCCUCCAAUGUGUGUGAACACCCUUGUCUACCCAGCCCCCGCCUGGGACUGGGCUAGUGGAACCAGCUUCCUCGUAAGUGAUCAGAGCCGCUUCGCCAAGGAAGUGCUGCCCCAGUAUUUCAAGCACAGCAACAUGGCGAGCUUUGUUCGCCAACUCAACAUGUACGGUUUUCGGAAGGUGGUGAGCAUUGAGCAAGGUGGCCUGCUCAGGCCAGAGCGUGACCACGUUGAAUUCCAGCAUCCAAGCUUCGUGAGAGGCCGUGAGCAGCUACUAGAGCGCGUGCGCCGCAAGGUACCUGCGCUGCGAGGUGAUGACAAUCGAUGGCGUCCUGAGGACCUGGGCCGACUGCUGGGAGAGGUGCAAGCCUUGAGGGGAGUGCAAGAGAGCACGGAGGCACGACUGCAGGAACUCAGGCAGCAGAACGAGAUCUUGUGGCGAGAGGUGGUGACACUGCGGCAAAGCCACAGUCAGCAGCACCGGGUCAUCGGCAAGCUAAUCCAGUGCCUGUUUGGGCCACUUCAGACAGGGCCCAGCAGUACAGGACCCAAGAGAAAGCUGUCCCUGAUGCUAGAUGAGGGGAACUCGUUCUCAGUACCUGCCAAAUUCAAUGCCUGCCCCCUGUCCGGUGCUCUCCUACAGGACCCCUACUUUAUCCAGUCGCCCCUCCCAGAGGCUACCUUGGGCCUGAGCCCUCACAGGGCCAGAGGGCCUGUCAUCUCUGACAUCCCAGAAGAUGCACCAUCUCCUGAAGUGCACAGGCUUUCUCCCUCCAGUGCUGGCAGGAGGGUGAAGGGCCUGGCACUGCUCAAAGAAGAGCCGGCCAGUCCUGGGGGGGAUGGAGAGGCCGGGCUGGCCCCGGCCCCAAACCAGUGUGACUUCUGCGUGACAGCACCCCCACCUCUGCCUGUGGCUGUAGUGCAGGCCAUCCUGGAAGGGAAAGGGAGCUACAGCCCUGAGGGGCCCAGGAAUGUACAACAGCCUGAACCAAGGGGUCCCAGGGAGGCACCCGACAGGGGAACUCUGGGCCUGGAUCGGGGUAACCAGAGCCCAGAGAGUCUGCUGCCCCCAAUGCUGCUUCGGCCUCCCCCUCAAAGUAUGGAGCCCAUAGCACCUAUGGAUGUGCUGGGCCCUAGCCUGCAAGGACGAGAAUGGACCCUGAUGGAUUUGGACAUGGAGUUGUCUCUGAUGCAGCCCUUGGCUCAAGAGAGGGGUGAAGCUGAGCUGACAGUCAAGGAGUUGAAUUCUUCAGGUGUAGGGAAAGACCACGCUCUGGGAACCCCUCUGCUGCUGGAUGUUCCUUCGGAUUUGGAAGGCGCAGCCCUAUCAGUGCCUGGGGCUUUAACCCUUUACAAUGCCCCUGAAAGCAGUGCCUCCUACUUGGACCCUGGAGCCAACCCCUCUUCCCCUUGAGACUCCCACCUCUCUAAAAAACCUGGCUAAGGAACCAGCAUGCAGCAGCAUACCCCUUCAGGCUUCUUGGCAUCCCCUCCCCAGGGUGGGGGUAAGCAAAGCCCCAUUAUGCUGCAGCCUCUCUCCACUACCCCAGUGAGUUCUACAACAUAAACUGCAUUCCCCCA
Molecule: messenger RNA, 2177 nt
Organism: Phodopus roborovskii (desert hamster)
Lineage: Eukaryota; Metazoa; Chordata; Mammalia; Rodentia; Cricetidae
Gene: Hsf4
Product: heat shock transcription factor 4
Exons: 13
Coding region: 505-2010 (501 amino acids)
Biological process (GO): regulation of DNA-templated transcription
Molecular function (GO): sequence-specific DNA binding; DNA-binding transcription factor activity
Source: RefSeq, a predicted model, not a curated record